This is a messenger RNA of Nymphalis io (European peacock), 292 nucleotides long. RefSeq lists its product as uncharacterized. The transcript has 4 exons. The record is from RefSeq and is a predicted model, not a curated record. Lineage: Eukaryota; Metazoa; Arthropoda; Insecta; Lepidoptera; Nymphalidae. Bases 1 to 282 code for a protein of 93 amino acids.
AUGUGGUUGAACAUCAUUAUAUACUGUAUAUUAUGGACAAUCAACAUUGCGCCAGUUCGCUGUCAUCUUCCGGAUUACGCAUCUACUCCUUCGAAUAAAAUAGACCAAUUUUGCAGUCUAGCGGAUACUUGCAUACAUGACACAAUUCCUAUAUGCGGCAAAAUGGGAGAUGAGAAACGAACGUUUUUGGAUCUCUGCGACUUAUUGGAGUUUGCGUGCGACACUAAUCAAAUUUUUGUUCACGUCGAAGACAUGGCAGGGUGCCCGAAUAGGAGUCGAUAAUUUGAUUUUU